Molecule: messenger RNA, 3238 nt
Organism: Dicentrarchus labrax (European seabass)
Lineage: Eukaryota; Metazoa; Chordata; Actinopteri; Moronidae
Product: CDK5 and ABL1 enzyme substrate 2
Exons: 8
Coding region: 40-1689 (549 amino acids)
Biological process (GO): regulation of cell cycle
Source: RefSeq, a predicted model, not a curated record
UCGUUGCUUCUGCGUCCAACGGCCACAUUUCAAACUAGAAUGGCGACCGCUGUCUGCGGUCUGCAGUCCAACGGCAGCAACAGUAAACCGGCGAAGAUUCACCGAGAACACCGGCGGAAAGCGAAGGAUUCAAAAAGGAGACAAGCGGCUCUGUUGUUCCUCAAUAAUAUCUCACUCGACGGUCGGCCCCAGUGUCAGCUUAGCGAUGGAAAUACCGACCAAAAACCCGCCGAAGAGCAGCGACUCAGGGACCGAGAAGGCGCCGCGGUCGUGCCCCUACCGGCGGACUGCCAAGGACCGGUCGCCGAGGUGACAGAGCCCGCGGCGGGGGGCAGCGGCUCGUCCUCCAGUGUUCCAGGGGUGGUCAGUCCCACCCGACUUUCUUUGGUAAUGUCUCCAGGACUUGCCGGGGCAAGUGCCGUGGGUGCCAACGAGGUAUUUUUGGAGGGUGUCAGUGCGGCCGAGACGCUAACCCCGGACACCCCCAUGUCCCCGGUGCCCACCGGACACCAGCCCUGCUCCCGUGUCAGGUCAACGCCCGCCGCACUGAGCCCGGUCCCGGCCGGUAAUUCUGUGGAUUCACGACCGAGGUUGAGGAAUGUCUCUGGAUCUCCUGGACCCAAGGUGCCAAAGAAAGUCCACUUCAUAAAGAGUAUGAGGCAGUAUGAUACCAGGGGAUGUAGGAUCGUGCUGAUUUGUGCCAAGCGGUCGCUAUAUGCUGCUUUCUCAGUGCUGCCCUAUGGAGAGAGUGCUCACCUCAGUGAUCCUAAGCUGGAGGCUCAGAGACAAAGGCUGUCUUCUGUGGUGGCUGUUGACCUGCUUCCUUGCCUGGAGGGCGUGGAGCUGGGAUCCUACGGAAAGACGGUGUCCUACGCUCAGUUCCUUUACCCGACCAAUGCCUUGGUGAGACAGAAGAGCGGCGGCGUGCCAGAGAACUGCACAGCUCAGACCCCUCAGUCACGUUUCCGUGGCAACGGGCAGAGGAACUUCACCCCUGCUCGUCUGAACAACAGUGUGCCGCAGGAACCAUGUAUGACGCCAAAAAAACAACAGACAACUCGUUCACUUCUCCACUGUUCAACCAAACCCAGAUUUUAUUACACGCUCUGUUAUAUUUUUUUCUUUUUGUGUGUUUCAGGUGUAGAGGAGGUGACGGAGUACGAUCCUAACCUGCUCAGCGACCCUCAGUGGCCCUGUGGGAAACACAAGAGGGUUCUGAUAUUUGCAUCAUAUGUGACGACUGUUAUUGAGUAUGUGAAACCAUCAGACCUGAAGAAAGACAUGAAUGAGACUUUCAAGGAGAAGUUUCCUCACAUCAAGCUGACUCUGAGCAAGAUAAGAAGCCUGAAGAGGGAUAUGCGGGCCGUGAGCGAGGAGUUCGGUCUGCAGCCGGUCACCACAGCGAUGGCUUUUGUUUACUUUGAGAAGCUCGUGCUGCAAGGUCGCCUCAACAAGCAGAACAGGAAGCUGGUGGCAGCAGCGUGCGUGCUGCUGGCUGCAAAGAUCAGCAGUGAUCUGAGGAAGCCAGAAGUCAAACAGCUCAUUGAUAAGCUGGAGGAGCGUUUUCGUAUAAACAGACGAGAGUUGAUUCCUCUGGAGUUCCCGGUGCUGGUUGCCUUGGAGAUGGGACUUUACCUCCCCGAGAGCAAGGUCAUGCCGCACUACCGCCGGCUGGUGCAGCAGGGUUAAGACUGGAUGCGGUGAUGUCUGACACUCCGGCGUUUUCAUUAAUAACAUCAGCGUGUGUGCGUGCGUGUGCGUGUGCGUGUGCGGUGUGUGUGUGUGUGUGUGUGUGUGUGUGCGUGUGCCAGUAAAUAAGCUGUGGUGUUUGAAACAGAUGAUUCUGGUACUAUUUAUUUCCUGUCAGUCGUGACUCGAGUCACCAACUGUAUAUGAUGAAUAACUAGUUUACACUCGUUGGCAUGUAUGUGUCUCCCUGAAUGUCUUUUUAAGCGUUUGUACGUGUGACGUUCUGAUGUCGAUCCAGUGAUGAGCUCUACGUUAGAGAUGUUCAAUGAGCACGUUAAUUGUGCUUUUAUUUUGGUGUCUCGUGACCCUUUUUUCGGUAUGUCCUGUUUAUUUUUCACCUCCUAUUUAAAUGAAAUGUAACACUGUGAUGUUUUGUUUGUGGAAAAAACUCUUCUCCUGCACCUUUUUCUCAUUACUAUACACCGUCUGUAUAGUAUUUAUUAUAAAAUAUAAAGAACCAUGCUGUUGAUUUUUUUGUAAAUGCCUUUUUAAAUCCACUGUGACAUUGCAGCAUUUUUAGCCAUUAACCUGAAACAUGAUACUGUAGAUUGUGGGUGAUUCUUUUAGUUGUAGUCUGUUAUUACAGGAGGAAGUGGCCUUUUAAUUUAUGUUAAUUCAAUAUUUAUACGUCACAUAUUGUUCUUGAAUAGAAAGAAAAUAUAAAUUCACACUCUUGUGGCAGCUCUGUGUUCAGACUGAUAUACAGUAUAACCACUGUGGUGUCACAUUUAAGUAAAUUGUUGUUUCAUGUCGUUACCCAGGGAUAUGUUGUUUUUUUUUUUUGGUAAAAUGCACUGGAAUUUAUUCCUCAAUAGUCUGGCUAGUUGUUGUCGUACUUUUCAGUUCUCAGGAAUUUUACUUUCUCAUAUCUUUUGAAUGGCUCAGAAACUCUAACCCAAAGAGAAGUUUAAAAGUUGUUACUGUAGCUCUAUCACUAAAAUCACCUUUGCUCCAUUAUAGGUCAAUGGAAGGUGAACUGAUUGUAGUGCUUCAACAGAACAAGAUAUCCAACCAUUGUGACUCUUUUUAAGUAUGUGAACAGAUGUUAUGUUGAGUUGCUUCUACGAGUGCUAGACGGUAUUAAUCUGACUGCAGCACUCAUUGUGUAGUAACUCUUCUGAUUUGGAGGCCAUUACGUGUACAAGUAUGGAAGAAGAAGAAAAAAAAAAGUGCCUAAAAAUGCAGUGGCGGUGAAACGGUUAACCAUCUAAUCAUGUGUGAUAUUUAGCGUUUGACAUUUUGUACGUCUUGCUGCUGUAGAGAAUCUUUUUAAAAUGUUGAGGUUGUUCUUGUCUGGGGAAGAUAAUGGACAUGAUGGUGAUUCAGUCUGUGUCUGCAGUGGUGAAAAAUGUAUUACAAUAAACGUCCAAACAAUGUGUGUAACCGCAGAAAAUGUUCUACUUGUAUGGUCGGUGUCAAAUGCGUGAAUAUUCAUUGUUUUCAUACUGUAAAAUGAAUGUUUUUGAAAUAUAUUUUCAGACACUGAAAA